AUGCCCCCAGGAACGCCCUACGCCUCUUUUGCGCUCCCUUAUCCCAUUCGUGUCGACUGUUUUACAUGUACAGCUCAUCUUCCAGCUCCAUACAACACCCCAGCACUGCAUCUUCUCACACACUCGCAUACCGACCACAUUCUAGGUCUCUCGUCAAAAUCAUUUGCUGCCCGGGUAGUAUGUUCGUCUGACACAAAGGAGAUACUCCUGAGACAUGAGGUCUAUCUGGAGCGUGCAAAGAAAGAUGGAGGUGAAGUUGCGACGCGGACGUUUGCUCAUUUGAAGGUUGAAGGAGGAGCAUUAAGGCGGGAUUUGUUGGUGAGUGUGAGAGCUCGUUUCACGCGCCAUGCAGUUCCGCUGAAUACUCCAACUGAGUUUGAGUUAUCACCGACUGAGAUUGUGACCAUUACGCUCAUCGAUGCGAAUCAUUGCCCAGGUGCCGUCAUGUUCCUCAUCGAGGGUCCCCGUGGCACAAUUCUUCAUACGGGCGACGUACGCGCUGAACCAUGGCUUCUGGCCUCUUUAAGUCGCAAUCCGUUUCUUCAACCAUACAUCCCAGACUCGGAGGAAGAUCUCCAUGUUCUCGUCGCGCGAGGUGGCCAAACAGCAAACUUAACGAAAACAUUAAAUGCGAUUUAUUUGGAUACGGCGUGCAUGUUGAGGGGAACUGUUGUCCCCACAAAGGAAAACGCGGUCAAAGGCCUGGUCGAGCUCAUUGCCCUGUUUGAUAAGGACACCUAUUUCUUUGUAAACUCGUGGACUUGGGGAUACGAAGACGUGCUCAAGGGUAUCGCACGAGCGUUCCAGUGCCAGAUUCAUGUCGAUCGGUACAAAUAUGCUGUCUACACGCAUAUCUCGGAUCCCUUUCUUCGUACUCUCGUCACACGCGACGCGACGAUCACUCGCUUUCAUGCCUGCGAACGGUAUGAGCGCUGCAGUUUCGUGGAUGUACCUAAAUUUGACUUCAAGAAUGAAUCAGCGCCACGGAGCAUCGAGGGAAAAAAAGUCGUAUACGUCAAUCCCGUGACCAUGGGAUGUGCACAGUGGGAGGGCUAUCGCAUGGAUGUACAAAGACGUCUUGCGAUGGGGAAGGAUGUUGAUCGCUUGCUUGUACCUCUCGAACGACAUUCUCCACUACCAGAAUUGCUCAACCUUGUGUCCCUCUUCCGCCCGCGUCGGGUGGUUCCCAAUACCCUCGUGCCUGCUCUCGGCGGUCUCGAUUGGACUGCUAUGAAAGCCAUGUUCAAGGAGUGUAUGGCACCGCCCAUUCCCGAACGUGGCGACCUCAUCCCGAACGAGCUGAGCCCAUCAGGAGUUGUCCAUCCCAGUGUCCACGAUUUCGCCUCCCUUGACCUCACCGAUACAGACUCAGCAAUGAAAAACCUCGUCGGCGACUCCGCUGAACUUGAAGCACAGAAGUGGGCAGAUGACGGGAGUAUGCGACGACGACUGGAGAUCCUUCGAGGGUGGUUAGGACCAAAGGAGAAGGGAAUUGUUGAUCGAGUGCUCGGG
Molecule: messenger RNA, 1512 nt
Organism: Suillus clintonianus
Lineage: Eukaryota; Fungi; Basidiomycota; Agaricomycetes; Boletales; Suillaceae
Product: beta-lactamase-like protein
Exons: 7
Biological process (GO): interstrand cross-link repair; double-strand break repair via nonhomologous end joining; protection from non-homologous end joining at telomere
Molecular function (GO): damaged DNA binding; 5'-3' DNA exonuclease activity
Source: RefSeq, a predicted model, not a curated record